AUGCCGAGGGAUGUGAUUUUAGUUGUGUGGUUGUGUGUGUGCACCGCCAGGACAGUCGUGGGCUUCGGGACGGACCCUGACCUGCAGAUGGAUAUUAUCACGGAGCUUGACCUCGUGAACACCACCAUUGGAGUCACUCAGGUGUCUGGAUUGCACAAUGCCAGCAAAGCGUAUUUAUUUCAAGACACAGAGCGAGAGAUCCAUGCAGCCCCUCAUGUGAGUGAGAAAUUAAUCCAGCUGUUCCGGAAUAAGAGCGAAUUCACCUUUGUGGCCACUGUACAGCAAAAGCCAUCGACCUCCGGAGUGAUCCUCUCCAUUCGAGAGCUGGAGCACAGCUAUUUUGAACUAGAGAGCAGUGGCCUGAGGGAUGAGAUCCGCUAUCACUAUAUACAUAACGGGAAGCCCAGAAGUGAGGCACUUCCCUACCGGAUGGCAGAUGGACAGUGGCACAAGGUCGCUUUGUCAAUUAGCGCCUCUCAUCUCCUGCUCCACGUCGACUGCAACAGGAUUUAUGAACGUGUGAUAGACCCUCCUGAAACCAACCUCCCCCCAGGAAGCAAUGUAUGGCUUGGUCAACGCAGCCAAAAGCAUGGCUUAUUCAAAGGAAUCAUCCAAGAUGGGAAGAUCAUCUUUAUGCCAAAUGGAUACAUAACUCAAUGUCCGAACCUGAAUCGCACUUGUCCAACUUGCAGUGAUUUCUUAAGCCUGGUGCAAGGAAUAAUGGAUUUGCAAGAGCUUUUGGCCAAGAUGACUGCAAAAUUAAAUUACGCAGAGACGAGACUUAGUCAAUUGGAAAACUGUCAUUGUGAGAAGACCUGUCAAGUGAGUGGACUUCUCUAUAGAGACCAAGACUCCUGGGUUGAUGGCGAUCACUGCAGGAACUGUACAUGCAAAAGUGGUGCUGUCGAAUGUCGAAGGAUGUCCUGUCCCCCUGUCAGUUGCUCCCCAGACUCCCUCCCUGUGCACAUUGCCGGCCAGUGUUGUAAGGUCUGCCGACCAAAAUGUAUCUAUGGAGGAAAAGUCCUUGCAGAAGGCCAGCGGAUUUUAACUAAGAGCUGCCGUGAAUGCCGAAGUGGAGUUUUAGUAAAAAUUACAGAAGCAUGUCCUCCUUUGAACUGCUCUGAAAAGGACCACAUUCUCCCAGAGAAUCAGUGCUGCAGUGUCUGUCGAGGUCAUAACUUUUGUGCAGAAGGACCUAAAUGUGGUGAAAACUCAGAGUGUAAAAACUGGAAUACAAAAGCUACCUGUGAGUGCAAGAAUGGCUACAUUUCUGUCCAGGGAGACUCUGCCUACUGCGAAGUAUCCAAGCCCCCCCAUUUCUCAGGUGCUCACUGGCUCGCUGUCAUCAGUUUGAGAAGUCCUAAUGGGCAAAGUGAUGGUGAAGCGGUUUCUGUGUCCUGGUUGGACCCAAUCGUUCCUGUCAUAGUCACUAACAAUGUAUUGAACCUUGUACUCAGUUGGUAA
Hyaena hyaena (striped hyena) is the source of this 1464-nucleotide messenger RNA. RefSeq names its product protein kinase C-binding protein NELL1-like. Gene Ontology annotation, molecular function: protein binding. Lineage: Eukaryota; Metazoa; Chordata; Mammalia; Carnivora; Hyaenidae. The record is from RefSeq and is a predicted model, not a curated record. The transcript is spliced from 13 exons. The coding region runs from base 1 to 1464 and encodes 487 amino acids.